Lolium perenne is the source of this 1036-nucleotide messenger RNA. RefSeq names its product thylakoid lumenal 16.5 kDa protein, chloroplastic. NCBI's taxonomy places the organism in Eukaryota, Viridiplantae, Streptophyta, Magnoliopsida, Poales, Poaceae. The record is from RefSeq and is a predicted model, not a curated record. Gene Ontology annotation, biological process: photosystem II repair.
GCUGCCACGCCACACGUCUCAAGAAUCUCAUUCCAAUUCCCAUCCAACGCCAUUGUUUUGCACUAAUAGUUUCUCGAGAGAACAAGAAAUCUCUCGACCGGAUGGUGGCCAUGGUAACCGAAGCAUGGACGCUCGCCGGGUGCGGCGUGGCGACGUCCAAGUCGUCAUCGUCGGCGGUGGCCACUCAGGAGCUGUUAUAUCCUGCUCCCAAGAAACACACGUCGUCGUUCAGAGCGGUGGCCGUGUCGAGCAGCAAAUGCCAGGACCGCGACGCCAUCGUCCUCAUCGGGAGGCGCCGGGGCAUCACGUCGUGCCUGCUGGCCGCGCUUGCCGCCGCCGGGGCCGGCGCCGGGGCCGCGCGGGCAGCCAUCCUAGAGGCGGACGACGACCUGGAGCUGCUGGAGCGUGUCAAGGAGGACAAGAAGAAGCGUCUGCAAAAGCAGGGACUCAUCAACUCCUCCACCGCCGAGACAGGAUAUUUGCAGGACCUCGUGUAUAAGCUGAGCAAGGUUGGGCAGGCCAUUGACAAGGACGACCUAAGCGCCGCCGGCGACAUCCUCGGCUCAGAUUCGGACGCCCCCUGGGUACAAAACGUCAAUGGAGCUUUCUCCAAGUUCAGCUCAAGCAGUGAGGAGAAGAGUGCAGUUGAUAGCUUCAACUCCUCGUUGGCCUCCUUAUUCGCAUCAGUGAGCAAGAGUGACAUCGGGUCCUCCAAGUCAGCGUUUGUGUCAUCGGCAACGGCGCUGGAGAAAUGGGUGUCCCUGGCGGGGCUGACAGGCAAGCUCAAAGGAUUCUGAAUGUUCUGAGAUGAGAAAGUUGUCUGACGAGUGCCUACCCGGACGAUGAUGUUUUUCUUCAAGCCCUGGAUCCAAAUUCCUCUCAAAAGUCGCAACAAAAAUGCAAAAAACGUUUUGCUCGUGAAGGAUUUGUGGGUUCUGCAAUUGUGAAUCUUCUGAGAGGGUAUUGUUUUUUUAGAGAAACAGGGCACCACACCCCGGUUCCAAAUAUAUUGAAACCAUCCAACCAACUUACAUCA